ACUCAGUUCUUCUAUAGAUAUCUUUAAUUCAUUAAUAUAAAGAUGGCCGAGAGACGUUUAAUCAAAGAGUUAAACCAGUACAAACGAAAUCCUCCAUCGUCAGCUAACCAUCAGAUCAAAUCGCUAGCUCCAGUAUCAGACGAAAACUUAUUUGAGUGGAGUGCAGUGAUAUCUAAACCAACAAAAGUAGAUAACCCCUAUUAUUAUGAUGGACAAUGGACGUUAGAUAUAAAAGUACCAAUUGAAUAUCCAAUAGCUCCACCCACUAUAAAAUUCAUAUCACCUAUUUGUCAUCCUAAUAUUAAUAUAACUACCGGAGAAAUAUGUUUAGAUAUAUUAAAAAAAGAUAGUUGGUCACCAGCAUGGAAUUUACAAAACUUAUUAGUGGCUAUUCUUAUGUUGUUAGAUAAUCCCGAACCUGAUUCCCCCUUAAAUAUUGAUCUGGCAACAUUAUACAGACAUGAUAAAGUAGCAUUCGAAAGUUUAGUACAGUACUACAUAUGGAAGUUUGAUACGUUUUAUGUAGUAGAUAAUAAUUUAUCGUCAAGUAUGCUCAGAGAUCCUAGUGGAUCCAAAUCUUUUGAAAUUGAAGAAGAAUUACAAUUAAAAUCCAUCAAUAAUGAUGUCGUUGAUGCAGUUCAUGAAAUCAAAUUAGAAGCUGAAGCGAUAGCCCAGGAAAUCGCUGAUGAAAUUGGCACAGAUAUACGAACUUCUCCAAAAAUAGAAAAAUCAGAGAUAGUAGUACCUAUUCUUGAACCAGUAACAUCUAUACCAGAAGUUGCAUCUACUCCAGAAUUAGUUACAUCUACUCCAGAGAUAAUAAAACCUAGUUCAAAAUUACCAACUUCAGCUAGUUAUAAUGAUUUGACAACAGCAGAUUCGACAUCAGGCUCCUCGAGAUCAAAAUUUAAGAUUAAGCUUAAGCCAACUCAUAAGAGAAAAUCUAAAGUUAAAUCAAGUUGAAAAGGAGGUAACCAACUAAAAGAGUUAUGACAGUAAUGAUUUGAUUAAAAAGAGAUAUAUUAGAGAUAUUAAUUUAUUUUAAUAGAAAACAUGCUUUAUAGUGUAUAAAUUAACAU
Messenger RNA from Scheffersomyces amazonensis, 1079 nucleotides. It is a transcript of the gene PEX4, whose product is annotated as E2 ubiquitin-protein ligase peroxin 4. The transcript has a single exon. The coding region runs from base 43 to 963 and encodes 306 amino acids. Lineage: Eukaryota; Fungi; Ascomycota; Pichiomycetes; Serinales; Debaryomycetaceae. The record is from RefSeq and is a predicted model, not a curated record.